CCGUAGACUACGUUCAGCCCUGGGGGUUACAGGAAGUUGUAGCUGCCAUGUUUAGCUGCUUUGUUGUAGAUCCCCUCUAGGUUUCCUGCAGAUGUUAGCAUAUGUGUUGCAAUGGAAACGAGCUGGAGUACGUUUUUAUUCCAACAGGCCAGUGAGGCUCUGCAUCACCAGCACCAAGUAGCCGGGAACAGCCUCUUGCCAUUGCUCAGUUCUGGGACUGAACCGCCUGAUCAGAAACCAGUGCUGCCCAUUUCCCUGGACCAGAAACCCCCAGUCAGCGCUGCAGAGCUUCUUAAAGACAAUGUGGCUAGUGGGACUGGUGGAGGCGGUGGUGGGGUGCCUCCAGUUGCUGUCAAGAAGGAGCCAAAAUCAAAGACACCCUUCAUCUGUGGCUACUGCAAUAAAGCCUUCCGGGACAGCUACCACCUUCGGCGGCAUGAGUCCUGCCACACUGGGAUUAAGAUGGUGUCGCGGCCUAAGAAGACACAGUCUGCCCCCACGAUGGUGCCGCUCAUAUCCACUGUACCACGUGAGAAUAGUGGAAACCCUUCAUACAUUACUACUGUAGCUGGUAUCCUGACUACGGCCACCACGUCCACGUCCACCAGCAUUAUGACCCCAAUGCAGCACCAACACCAGCACCAACACCACCACCACCAGCAGCAGCAGCAGCAGAGUAUCCCUAAGAAACCCCCCAAACCAGUGAAGAAGAACCACGGGUGCGACAUGUGUGGGAAGGCCUUUAGAGACGUGUACCAUCUCAACCGCCACAAGCUGUCGCACUCUGACGAGAAGCCCUUCGAGUGUCCCAUCUGCCAUCAGAGGUUUAAGAGAAAGGAUCGCAUGACAUACCACGUCCGCUCCCACGACGGUGGAGUUCAUAAGCCUUACAUCUGCUCUGUCUGUGGGAAGGGCUUCUCUAGACCGGAUCACCUAAGCUGUCAUGUCAAGCAUGUCCAUUCCUCAGAGAGGCCAUUUAAGUGCCAAGUAACGGCUUGUACCUCUGCCUUUGCUACCAAAGACCGUCUACGAUCCCACAUGAUCAGGCACGAAGGCAAAGUGACCUGCAACAUCUGUGGCAAGAUGCUAAGCGCUGCCUACAUCACAAGUCACCUCAAGACGCACGGCCAGGCCAGUUUCAGCAAUCCAUGUAACAAUAAAGGCAUAAGUGACUGGCAGUGGAACCACUCAGGGCCACGAAAAGGUGAGUUGACGGUAGGAGAGAUUUUAAAUAACUCCUUCCAAGUCCUAAUUGACAACUCUCACAAAGAUGGCAAUAGUGUGCACAAUAACUCGGCCGCGACAACGCCGGUCUCCAACACGGCAGCAAUAACCUCAGCCUUGAACCGCAGCGGCAUCAGCAGCAAUCCCAUCACCAUCGCUGCUCAGAUGAACAUCGGCACCAGUACGGUCAACAUCACGUCACAGGUCAACCUGCAGCACCCGGUCACUAUCACCGGUCCGGUAAACCUGGUCAAUAUCCCGACAACGGCACACAUGAAUAUCGCCCACCCGGUGGCCAUCACUUCUCCCAUGUCCAUGAAUAUCACUGGGCCUCUCAACAUCGCCAUGAGGUCCAUGGAGAGCAUGCCUUUUCUAUCCCAAGUUCUACCUUCCUCCCCUCCGUGGUAGAGAUUCUUUUAGUCCAUGUAAGAGCCGAUAGUGUUUUAACUGCCUAAUAAUAAUAAUGAGGUCUUUUUAAAACUGUCAUUUGACAGUGUUAUUUGUAUGUUAAAAUUGAAACGCUAAUAACUAAUGUAAUCUAACUCCCUAGAUAGUAACCUAUGAUUGUUAUUUGCAGGAGUGAUUACUGCAAUUGUACAAUUUUAUUUUUGUUUGUAUUUAUAGAAGAAAAAAAUAUUUCAAAUAUCCGUAAUGAUCAUAGAAAAAAAUUGUUUUGAGUGCUUAGCCACUCAUCGGCGAGUAGUAGCCAACCUGUCUAUCAUAGGACGUGUUUUAAUUUACUUUAUUUUAGAUAUUUUAAUAUAGAAUAUUUCUAGAAAGGUUUUAUUGAUACCACACAGGACACACAGUUCUUGGCUAACCCUGAAAAUGUAUUACUGGGAAAAUCAAGGUACUUCAUCACAUUGAUGCAGAAAUUCUGUAAAUUAAAUUUGACUAUAAAGCAGUCCUGCUCAUAGAUAUGGGACAUUGCCCACACUUGCUUAAUAAACCAAAAUGGAGAGAUCCCUCAAUGUAAACAGUGAGGCAAUCUUUCUGACAAAUAUUCAGUUAUUUUCAUCUCCAAGUAUCCAUCAUAUCACUUGAACGUACUUCCUCACUGUAGUUUUUUGCGUUGGUCAAGUCCUUCUCAUUCCCAUUGGCUGGUUUUCUGAGGACCAUGUCCCUUUCAAGUAUAAACAGUUAACUGGUUGGACACAUUUCAGUGUGAUCCAAGUACGGAACUCCAGUUAGGAGAACGAUGGUCUCAACCAGCUGAAAAACACCAUGGAAUAUAGUUGGAAGCUCAGAAACAAAGCCAGCAAAUGGCCCUGUGGUCCAGAAUUAUCCGGCUCAGAUUAACGUAAUUUUGUGCAGAUAUUCGGUGUACAUAUUAUUUCAUGCCAAAGAUUUUCUAAAUAUCUUGUUUUCCCCUGCUAUAUUUUAACAGAUGAGGGGCAAACCUUUUAAAUGGCAUUCAGACCAUCACAGGACACAUUCUCCUUUCUGAAACCAGAGUUCAAUGAUCUUUUUUCAUCAGAAGCCAACAAUACCCAUUAUAUUAUCGCAAUAAUCAUUUUCCUAUUUGUAUUAUGGGAUGUGUAUACAAUGUCAAAUUGUUGUCAUUACUAGUGGUAAACAUGGGACAGAUUUAAUUACUCUCAAACCAAAAGAGUACGGUUUUCCAUUUGGGUGUAUAAUUAUUAGGCAGUUAUCACAAUACCAGCUGCUGCAUUGUCACCCAUGUUUUUGAUUCCCCCCCCCCCCUUCUUGAGGGAUAGUUAAGUUGAGCACUACUCCAGAAUGUUCUCCUCUCUCCUUAGCUGCUGAAAGACAGUCAGGCUCUUAAAAGUAGCCGAUUUUAAGAUUUCUUAUGUUGGACAUCUCACUAGAGCUUCAGGCAUUGCUAAAACAGCUCAUUGAUUUGUAUUGUCAGUUAUCCGAUGCUUCCUCUUUUUUUAGUGGACUUAUCAGUGUUUAAUAGUUUUAUGUAUUUUAAACUUUAAUAGCAAAACACAAAGCUGCAAUUCUGAGAGAGUGUUUAUUCUCUGCAUUAUUCCCCCACGUUUGUGUUGUAUAAUUGCUGAAAACCAGUCAUGCAACACUGCUGGAUGCUCUACACAAGUUUGUCUCUGUGUGUGUGUGUGUGUGUGUGUGUGUAUAUGUAUAUGUAUAUAUAUAUGUAUAUGUAUAUGUAUAUGUAUAUAUAUAUGUAUAUAUAUAAAAAAUCUCCAACCAUGACAGUUGAAGGUACAACUCAACAGAACAUUUCUAUCACUCAAGUCUGUCCCUUGCAAUUUGCUGUUAAAAUUGCAGUAUUAUCAAAGGUCAAAUAUUCAGAAAUUUAGAUAACUGAGGACGUCUUCUAAAUGUAGAGGUCAAGAGAACUGCCUGGUGGCUAGAAUCUGUACUAAAUGAGUCUCCAAGUGAACCUGUUGUAAGUUUAGUUAGAUUGUUUACUUUUGACAGGUAUAUGAUCCCCAUCACUGUCAGGCCAACUCAGGAAGGUUACUGAGAAUAGUCUUUUAAACCCAUUCACACACACUGAUCACUUCUCUGUAAAUAUGAAAAAACACUAUUUUACUGCCUUUAACUGUGGGAGAGGGAACAUCUUUACUUACCAUGGGCUAACAAUGGAAGAACAAUAUCACCAGUGAUGUGGCUGUCCAUCCAUCGAGAGAGGAACAAUAAGUCUGUGUUUAAUUCAUCCACACACCAUACCACUGUCAUCCAAAAACACACAAUGUAUUCAUACAAUUCGAUCUGUUGCUGAACCUUUUCACUGACAUGAACUUCUUCAGUGCAGGAACUCUGAAGCAGUAACCUGUAGGGUGUGAACACUACAGAAGAGCGGUACUUAGAGGGGCAUUUUGAUUUAAUGCAGAGGGCCAAUGAUUGGUGCGUGUUUUAACACUCCAUCUGGCCAACCCAGAUGUUUGGCCCCUUAGUUUCAUUGUACGCAUGCCAACAUGCAUGUAAUGGCAUUAUGACCUUGGAAUUUGAUUGGUUUCUCAUCUUCAGUCUUUUUUCCAAUGUUACAUGUGGAUGAUUGAGCUUGCCCCGUGUAGGUUUGAGUUCAAAAAACAUUAGAAGGUUAGUGACUUUUUUUUAAUGAAAACGAAACACUAAAGAAAUAUAGGAUGAAAGGAAGUGUGUGUGAUGUCAAUUGUCCUUCUCCAGUUCCCGUAAACAAGUGUGCCUGAAAUAUUUUUGCAAGCGUCUUCACACACGUUGACACCUUCUCUGCUAGAUGUGCCGUGUGAUGGAAUAGAUUGUAAGGGAAGCCUUCAUCAGUUGAGAGGGCCCAGCCAACCAAACAGUUUUUUAGGGGGGGGUCAAACUGAUGGGCGUGAAGUUAUUCUACUUCAGGAACAACCGUUUAUCUGAAUUUAGUUUUUUUUGGGUCAGGGUUGUAUAGAUCAGACAUUUAUGUUUUAAUUUGACUCCAACCAAAUGUGAAAAACAUUAUUUGGCCAAAUAAUGAUUUGGAAGUUUAUUUUUGUUUUAUGUGAAGUUUGCAUGAAGAAAUUGGCAGAUGUGAAGGCGAAUGAAUGUAUAUCUUUGUACAAACUAUGUAGUUCGGAGAACAUGUUAGUUAGGGCACAUGCAAGAAAAAAAAAAACUUUUUAUAAAUCUUUUUGUAUUAGAACAUUAACAAUGGUAAUUUUUGUAAUAUACGAUGGCUAGGCUUUCUGAUUAGCAGAAAGGUAAAACAUUCCAACAUUUUUUUUAAAUGUCCAUUGAGAAUAACUAAAGAUAUGCGCAAUGUUUUACGUGCCUUUUAUUUGGGUUUGUCUAAAUAAAAGAAAACAAUAAAACAUGAUUUUGGACUGUUCAUGCUGAGUCGGAGAGGAAGUCUCAUCUGAAUCUCUCGACCGAGUCCCCUGCACUCAAGAGACUGUGCUCCUUUCUGCUUUCAGUUGCUUUUUUCAGGCUUUCGUCACAGUGUUCUGGGAGGGUGAGAUUGUGGCUGAAGUCUUUUGUCUUUAUGGAUGAUUCUCAUCUUUACGGGCUCACUAGCUCACAGCGCCUGCUAAUGAUUAAGUGCCUCUGUGACUUUGCUUAUUGGAGUCAAUUGUGGGGGAUUUUGUGCCAAACCAUGGUCUGUAUGUGACAACGACAAACAUUUCGGAGUUUUUUUUUUCUUCCAUUCUUUAACUAUUAAACUUGGAAAAUGUGA
Gasterosteus aculeatus aculeatus (three-spined stickleback) is the source of this 5341-nucleotide messenger RNA. Its product is annotated as vascular endothelial zinc finger 1. Gene Ontology annotation, molecular function: RNA polymerase II cis-regulatory region sequence-specific DNA binding; DNA-binding transcription factor activity, RNA polymerase II-specific. Gene Ontology annotation, biological process: regulation of transcription by RNA polymerase II. NCBI's taxonomy places the organism in Eukaryota, Metazoa, Chordata, Actinopteri, Perciformes, Gasterosteidae. The record is from RefSeq and is a predicted model, not a curated record. Gene Ontology annotation, cellular component: nucleus.